AUGACGUCACUUGAAAUCUCACUGAUUCUCGUCUUACACGUGAUAGCUUCAUCUUUGGCAGAAUAUGUUCGACUUGUUGAUGGAAACAACACAAACGAGGGUCGCGUGGAAGUCUUUUAUCAGAAUCAAUGGGGAACAGUUUGCAAUGAUCAUUGGAACGAUUUGAUCGCCACGGUUGUAUGUAGACAGCUCGAUAUAGGAGUUGGAGAAGUUCUUCCAGAAGGCACUUACGCACCAGGCACGGGCAAAAUAUGGAUGGAUGACAUCGUUCAGUUCGUUAUCUAUCUAUCUAUCUAUCUAUCUAUCUAUCUAUCUAAUUCAGUCAGUUCGUUAUCUAUCUAUCUAUCUAUCUAUCUAAUUCAGUCAGUUCGUUAUCUAUCUAUCUAUCUAUCUAUCUAUCUAUCUAUCUAUCUAUCUAAUUCAUUCGUUAUCUAUCUAUCUAUCUAUCUAUCUAUCUAUCUAUCUAUCUAUCUAUCUAAUUCAGUCAGUUCGUUAUCUAUCUAUCUAUCUAUCUAUCUAUCUAUCUAUCUAUCUAAUUCAGUCAGUUCGUUAACUAUCUAUCUAUCUAUCUCUCUAUCUAAUUCAGUCAGUUCGUUAUCUAUCUAUCUAUCUAUCUAUCUAAUUCAGUCAGUUCGUUAUCUAUCUAUCUAUCUAAUUCAGUCAGUUCGUUAUCUAUCUAUCUAUCGAAUUCAGUCAAAACAACACAAGCGAAAUUCGUUUGAAGGGGAAAGUGAAAGGAAUCGGCAUUGUGGAAAUGCCAAAACUGUAUGUCGUCAACUUUGCUACAACGAAAUAUAUGCGCUCCCUGGCGCUAAUAGACAACUAAUCGAAGAUAAUAAAACACCCGUCAUGUUUUUCUUUCCUCGCUCAUUGCCAUGUUCUCUCCCUUACUCACUCAUUGUCAUGGUCUUUCUCUCCUCCCUCAUUGUCCUGGUCUCUCCUAACUUGCUCAUUGACCUGGUCUUAUUCUCCUCGAUCAUCGCCCUCGUCUUUCUUUCCUCGCUCAUUGCUCUGGUCUCUCCUAACUCUCACGUUGCCCUCGCCUUUUUAUCCUCGCUCAUUGACCUGAUAAUUCUUUCCUCGCUCAUUGCCACAGCCUUUCUCUCUUCGCUCACUGACCUGGUCUUUCUUUCCUCGCUCACUGGCUUGGUCUUUCUUUCCUCGCUCACUGACCUGGUCUUUCUUUCCUCGCUCAUUGCCACAGCCUUUCUCUCCUCGCUCAUUGCUCUGGUCUCUCCUAACUCUCACGUUGGCCUCGCCUUUUUAUCCUCGCUCAUUGACCUGAUAAUUCUUUCCUCGCUCAUUGCGACAGCCUUUCUCUCCUCGCUCACUGACCUGGUCUUUCUUUCCUCGCUCACUGACCUGGUCUUUCUUUCCUCGCUCACUGACCUGGUCUUUCUUUCCUCGCUCAUUGCCACAGCCUUUCUCUCCUCGCUCAUUGCUCUGGUCUCUCCUAACUCUCACGUUGCCCUCGCCUUUUUAUCCUCGCUCAUUGACCUGAUCUUUCUUUCCUCGCUCUCUGACCUGGUCUUAUUUUCCUCGCUAAAUACCACGGUCUUUCUCCACUCGCUCAUUGCCCUGGUCUUUCUCUCCUCAUUUAUUGACCUGGGCUUUCUUUCCUCGCUCAUUUCCCGCCCAGUUUGGAAACAGAACGAUACCUACAUAUCCGUCACUGUUCUUCUGUCCGAAUGUGGAAUGACUGUUCAGCAAAACACCACACAUAUAACCUACCAAUUAAUCCUAUGGCAUGUGCCCACUAAAAUCGAAGGAGAUAUUGUUAAGCAAAAUACCUACCGCCAUACUUUGAUCUGCGACUUCCUCCGCGAUGGUCAGGCGGGUCAUGGGCCUUGGAUCCCACAGACUGUUGCCGUCACGCAGAAGAGUGUCGGGUCAUUUAUCUUCACGAUGGAAUUCUAUAGCCAAAGCACAUUUAGUGGAAGAAUUACGAAGUUUCCACUCCUGUUAACUCUUGGAGCUUGGUUGAAUAUAGCCGUGUUCUUGAAGACAGAAGGAGAUAAUCUGAAGAUCAUCGUCCCAUCAUGUUGGGUGACAACAUCAACAGACAGACUGAGUAAGCCUAAGCAUAUGCUUUACGCGAACAAAUGCCCUGUCGAUAAGACAGUAAGCCUCUUAUCGAUUAACCAAACUACCCUGGGGUUUCGAUUCCAGACGUUUACAUUCUUUAAUAAUUUCGGUUCGCUUUACGUCCACUGUGACACCUUCGUUUGCCUGCAGAACGAAAAGAACGAGCGAUGUGAUCAAUCUUGCGGAUUCAAAAACAGGCGGCGCAAAAGAAGUGAUAAUUCUAGAUUGAGUGACAUGAUUUAUCACGUGACCAGCGCACCUUUUGUGAUUUAUGAUGCAUCGACAAAUAAAACGAAUAAAGUUGACAACAUCCGAAUAGACUCAACAACUUUAACGAGUAAACGAGACACUUUAUAUGAUGUUACUUUCCCUCGCAAAACGCAUGAUAACCAAAUGAUUAUCAAUACGACAGAAAGUAGUCUGGAGUCCAUAACCAACUCAAAAGUGCCGGUGUCAACAGACACUGACGAUACAGCUACCAACAUUAAUACGAAUACUGCUAGAACCGAAUCCCAAAUCCAAAACUUUAUCACAUCGAGAAUGAAAGCCAUGCAGAGUACGGAAACGUUUACGCUAAACAAUAAUUGGAUAUUCACGAGUACAGUGGCAUCGAUAUUAACGCCAAGGGAGACAACACAAGAUAAACUGAAAAAAACAGAACUGGAGAAGAAAGAACGGUUUGCUAUGCUCAAAAGAUAUAUACCCGAGGCCUCUUCCAAAGAACCAGGUCUGAAAAAAUUCCACCAUUUGCAAAUACUUUCCUUAGCAUUAACAUUAAUGACCUUCUGGUUUUUAGCUUAA
This is a messenger RNA of Acanthosepion pharaonis, 2886 nucleotides long. NCBI's taxonomy places the organism in Eukaryota, Metazoa, Mollusca, Cephalopoda, Sepiida, Sepiidae. The record is from the annotation of a GenBank genome assembly.